ACACCACAAACGCACUAGGAUUCAAGAUACCUUAGGUAUGUUGGGAAGCUCCAGUUUGGUUGAUCAGAGAGUACACAAGUUUUAUUCCGCGAGUCAGCUGUUAGUCUAAUAUGACCUUUUUUCUCAAAAGUUAUGUAUAUUAUAUGAAUGACUAGAGCUUAUAGUUUUAACAUUGGUGAAUAUGGUGAAAUUGAACAUUUUUGUAGCAACAGUACUUGCUUGCCUCAGCAGAGCGGCGGGGCAAUGGGGUAUAUCAGGAGGACGGGGUACGGGACCAUACUGGCGGGGUACCACCACGGGCUUCGGACCCAGGGCGCCCCCGAAACGAACGGAUUUGUGUUGCAGACAAACGGUGAGCUACGGCGGCAGUUCAGUGCCCGUACCAUUAGCCAAGAACUGUAAGGACAUAUUGGAAUUUGGCGGCGGUCGAGAUGGUGUGUACACUGUCUAUGUCUCUGACCUUGAGAGCUGUAGCAAGAGAGAGGUCUACUGCGACCAACAGAGGGACGGCGGAGGAUGGACGGUAAUUCAACGCCGGUUUAACGGUAACCUCAACUUCUACCGCGGUUGGCAGGAUUACACCAAAGGCUUCGGUUUCUUGGAUGGGGAGUUCUGGCUUGGCUUGGAAUGGAUUCACCUACUUACCCACCAGGGACCAACAGAAGUCCGGAUAGACCUGCAGGAUUUCCAGUACGAAGAGGCACACGCGGUAUACCGCUUCAUAUCGGUGUCCGACGCGGCUAAGAAUUACUCGCUGACCGUACGGCGGUACGACCCAUCGUCAACCGCAGGUGACGCUUUGAGUCCCCACAACGGCGCCCAGUUCUCUACCUUCGACGCAGACAACGACCGAUGGAGCGGCAACUGUGCGUCCGAAUACUCCGGCGCUUGGUGGUACACCAGCUGCCACACAGUCAAUCUUAACGGCCUCUACCUGGGUGGACCAACGAGUGACUACGCCACGGGGGUUGUCUGGAAUACCUGGAAAGGGUAUAGCUACUCGCUCAAGUUCGUCGAGAUCAAGAUCAGACCGUUACCACCGCCGUUUUGACGCUGACAUAAAGGACAGAAUGGAUCGAUGUACGAGGGUAUUUUUGGAUAUUUAGGUCUGAGAAUUACGCAUUUAAUCCCAGUGGGAUAAUCCCUUUACGCGCAUGCGGGCACAUACCGCAUUCCCUUCCCGAUUUUUAUGACAUUCUUUAUAAAAAGAAGCGUUGAUUUUGUGAACAGGGGAGCAUUUCAUCGACAUUUUUCAUCUUGCAAGUUGUCAGAUCUAACAACUUUCUUUGAUUGGCUGAGAGGCACAGUUACUAUGGUAACUGUCGAAUAAAACGUCCGACAAGUCAUUUCAUGAAAAGCUCUCCAGAACGACGCGACGUUCAAACGCCGAGAUUCUUCCUCAAUGGUAAUUGGUUUUCGUUGUUCUCAUGUCAACCGUGGAAAAUCGUGGCUGACGUGCUUAGUUCUUAGGAUAUAGGUCUUCUAAAGAUUAUUGAUUACUAAACAUUGUCGAAAACAACACAUUGGGCUAAACGUAAAACCUGGUCGAGUCCCAUGUGUAUGAGUACUUCACACAUCAGAAUGAGCUGUCGGUGGAUUUGAUAUACAAUUUAGAUUGAUAUUUAUGUAUUAUGGUUUUUAAAGUAAAAUAUCCCGUUAAUUAUCAUUUAUUAUGCAACAGAAGGAAAAGGUUAGGCAAAAUGAUGCAUUAUUUACAACAAUCACAGUUUCCUGCAAUUCAUCAUAAAAAAACAUUUCAUUGAUGUCAUUUCAAAUGUCUGGGAGGGUUCUUUUAACAACCCAAAGAAGUAACGUUUGUUAUAGAAUGUGAGACAGGAGUAUUUUGUGAAGUGGUCGAAUAUGUAUACGUGUAGCUUAAAAAAUGAUAAGAAUAUAAUUACAAAACGAUAUUAAAUGAUAAUCAAACUUAAAGUUAUUGUAGAGCUCUUAUACGGAAUGAGGACAUCAUUCUGUUAGAGUAUGCGUUGAACGCCACAAUAAGCAUAAUAAGUUAAUAAAGUAGGUUGUUCAUCAAAGUACGAACUGUUAUGAGUAGUAUAAUGAUAAUGGAAUAGUUAUCAAAUAUGAUUUCUACGAAUUCAAUUUGUCAGGUGGUAAACAGAUAUUUCAUUUUUCUGAUUAUCAUGAUAAUGUGUUGAAUAAUGAAUCCGAUAAGUAACUAUACUGCAAAAACUCCGGUGUUGAUUUAACACCAGCCCGGAAUCUAUAUAUAUCCACACCAGAGAAGCAUUCAAAUCGAUGCUGCUUAAAUACUAAUAGGUGUUGUAUAAACACCUUUCUGGUGUUAGACCAAAACGAAACUGGUGUUGUUUAACACUUCUCUGGUGUGGACAUAGAUUCCGGGCUGCUGUUAAAUCAACACCGGAUUUUUUGCAGUGUAUAUGUGGAUGUAAUGUAAUAAAAAAAUCGUAUUGGAAUCAGAUUGGGGAUGGUUUUUGUGUUAUUGGAAAUUGAAGUCCAAAUAUUUAGAAUAAUGUGUCAAUACAGAUUUUUUGUAAAUAAUUAUGAAGUGAAGGUUGUAAAUUAAGAAUGGCAGACCUGUUAUUGUCUGAAGACAAUGGAACUGAGCCAACGGUUAAAUGAUUUUUCUCAUGUGCCUCGGAGUAUAACAUUUGUUUCAAUAUGAAAUGAACAGAGAGACACAGGGAUGCAGACCUACUAGUAUUUAUCCUUUCUUUUUUAGUGUUCUUCUUUUUCCCCUUACCCCCCCCCCCUUGCCACAUACUUAAAGAAUCAUAGGGGGUGGUCACCCUAAAAGGGCCUUUAUGCCCCCUGCCUCCCUGUACAUGCUGUAGUGCCAACGUUCCUACUUCAAAGCAAGUUGCACCCGUCAAAUAAUUUGGACAGUUGAACCGAAUAAAUAUGACAAAGUAAUCUAACCGAAUAUCAUGUUUGCAUAGCGCCAUCUGUCGAUCAGUACAAAAUAUGUCUUGUUUUAAUUUCUGGAAGAAGUAUGGAGAUUAAAAUUUCUCCAUUUCAUUAUUUGUUUAAACUUCUUUUCUUUUUAAGUACACUUUAGCCUUGUCUCCGCUCAUUUCCUCUUCUCCUCCUUCUUCUCCCUUCUUCUUCUUCCUCUUUCUUCUUCUUCUUCUUUUUCUUUUCUUCUUUUUCUUCUUCUUCUUCUUCUCCUCCUCCUAUUCCUUUGUCUUUUUCUUUCUUUCUUUCUCCCUUUCUUUCUUUUAUAUCUUUCUUUCUUUCUCAUGGUCUUCCUUCCCCUCCAUUCUACCAAGCUUACACAAUAUUAUGCUAACAUUCAUAUCUACUCUUCAAUUACCACCUAACCGCAAUAUCUUUAUUGUCAUGUGACACAGAAGUGCAUGCUAUCAAAAUUGAUUAUGAGAGAACACUUGUGAUGUGAUAGAAAAAUUAGAAUUAUGUCGUUUCAUGUAACUGCGAGACAAAAAUGGUGCCAGUAUUGUGUCUUAAAUAGAUAGUUUGAUCAAUGGUGGUUUCCUUUUCGGGGAUGGGUAUAAAGUGUUUCAUAAAAAAGACCUCCGAACGAAUAUACUGCAUAUUACACUUUGAUGGUGUAACAUAUAGACUUACAUAUGAGUAUAUGAAUAAGAAAAACAAAAUUCAAUUUCUUUGCCAAAUUGAGUUUAACACGGGGUACUGCUAUACUUUAACAGCAUAUGAAACGGGUAUUGCUACUUAUUCAGCACAGUGUGAGUAAGUUAUAUCCCGGAAAUUCACACACAAACAAACGCAAAAUAAAUAAAAACGGACAAAAAUUCU
Molecule: messenger RNA, 3756 nt
Organism: Lytechinus pictus (painted urchin)
Lineage: Eukaryota; Metazoa; Echinodermata; Echinoidea; Temnopleuroida; Toxopneustidae
Product: microfibril-associated glycoprotein 4-like
Exons: 4
Coding region: 182-1051 (289 amino acids)
Source: RefSeq, a predicted model, not a curated record